Drosophila mauritiana is the source of this 2413-nucleotide messenger RNA. RefSeq names its product cholinephosphotransferase 1 (gene bbc). The record is from RefSeq and is a predicted model, not a curated record. Gene Ontology annotation, cellular component: endoplasmic reticulum membrane; Golgi apparatus. Gene Ontology annotation, biological process: phosphatidylethanolamine biosynthetic process. Gene Ontology annotation, molecular function: ethanolaminephosphotransferase activity; diacylglycerol cholinephosphotransferase activity. Lineage: Eukaryota; Metazoa; Arthropoda; Insecta; Diptera; Drosophilidae. The transcript has 6 exons. Bases 219 to 1472 code for a protein of 417 amino acids.
CGCGCUCCGUAGUUGCGCCAGCAUCGCGCUCCACGUGUGAAAAUAGCCAGGAAAAGCGAACACACAAACGCACACACACGCACACGCGCGCAUACGUCAAGUACACGUACACAAAUGCGCGCGAGGGAAAAGCGCUAGGUCAGAGGAAAGUGAAAAGUGAAAAGCGUGAGGAGAGCGCGACGACGCAGGAAUCGGACGACGUAACCAGGUGGGGGAAAAUGGCGCUGCUCGCCUACCGGGACAAGCACAUCCUGAGUGCCCAGCAGCUGAGGAAGCUGAGCGAGCACAAGUACUCCUGCUUCAGCGCCAGCCUGCUCGAUCCGCUGCUGCAGCCGUGGUGGAACUGGCUGGUCGCCCAGACGCCCCUUUGGCUGGCCCCCAAUCUCAUCACCAUCGUGGGACUGAUCCUCAAUGUGGUCACCACCCUGAUAUUAAUCUGUUAUAGCCCGAAUGGCGUUGAGGCUCCGCCGCGUUGGACCUGCUUGCUCUGUGCGCUGGGUCUGUUCAUCUACCAGAGUCUGGACUCCAUCGACGGGAAGCAGGCGCGACGCACGAAUACCUCAUCGCCGCUGGGCGAACUUUUCGACCAUGGCUGUGACUCCAUAUCGACGGUGUUCGUGGCCCUGUCGGCGUGCAUCUCCUGCCAACUGGGGCACUAUCCCAACUGGCUGUUCUUCCAGUGCUUCUGUGCUAUUGCGCUCUUCUACUGCGCCCACUGGCAGACGUAUGUGUCUGGAACGAUGCGGUUCGGCAGAAUUGAUGUGACGGAGGCUCAGUUCUCGAUUAUAGCCAUUCACUUGGUUUCGGCUGCACUGGGUCCUGAGAUAUGGCUCACCAAGAUCGGCAUUGGCAGUAUACAGCUUUGGUAUGGGCCGGCAGUGACGACCAUUGUGUGCGGUCUGCUCUCCCUAACUUAUGUGUUUUCCGUCAUUAAAGCCGGUGGUGUUGGCAAGAACGGCUCGACAGUUGCUGGCACCAGUGUCCUCUCGCCCAGCAUUCCGCUCACGCUGGUGGUGCUGCCCGCCCUGAUGAUUGCCCAGAAGUCGCCGCAGAACCUCUUCACCGAGCACGCAUCGGUGUACAUCAUGGCCUUCGGCAUGGUGGCCGCCAAGGUCACCAAUAAGCUGGUGAUCGCCCACAUGACCAAAGCGGAGAUGGAGUAUCUGGACUGGUCGCUGCUCGGCCCCUCGCUGCUGUUCCUCAACCAGUACUUCAACUGCAUCGUGCCGGAGAUCUGGCUGCUGUGGUUCACGCUCAUCUGGGGCACACAGGAUCUGCUGCGCUACUGCGCCCAGGUGUGCCUCGAGAUUUGCCAGCACCUGCGCAUCGAUCUCUUCCGGAUACCGUACACGCCCAAGGGCGCGACCCAGCAUCCGGCCACCGCCUCGGUGAGCAGCCAGAGCAACUUUGGCAGCAGUGCGGACAAGAACGGCGGCAGCGCGCAUCGGAAGUCGAAGAGCAAACCGCACUAGGCUCCGGUUAUCCGCUACAUUAAUUAGUAAUUUUACAAAUUUACGUCGUUAGAACCGAGGGAUACUCGUAGGAGCAGGCGAAUGGGGAGCGCAAGUAAUACAAACCAACCCAACAAAAUUCACCGUCGAUGUUUUGGCUAAAUAACCAUAACCAAAACCACUGAGAAACAACCAAACGAAAUGAAACUAAACAAUAAAGCAGAUAGUGAAGUUAGCGAAAGGGCGAAGCAAGUUGAUGUUGCUCCUACAUUUUAGGAUAUAGUUUACAACGCGUCGUUGUAGCAAAGAAGGCAAAGUGGCUAGGGCUGCUGGGAGAAAGAACUGUUGCAGUCUCCGGAUAUCAAUUAUAUGGCUAAAUAUUUAAAGAAAAUAAAUACCUAUAUUUUGUAUGAUUGUGUAAGUUGUAAUAAAUCUAGACAGCAGUACUUUUACUGCGCCAAUUCACACAUGUGCAAAUGCCAAAAAGAGAGCAGAGCCGCCAGCCCGAAAAUAGCUCGACGAAAGCUCAACUUACGUUUAAGUCCUGUAACCAACCAGCCAUUGGCAAUCGAUCCAUCCCACGAAAGACAGCAGAUCAAGUGCGAGCGCAGUUGUUGAGUUCAGUUGAGGCCAGUAUCUAUAUCAAUCUAUCUAUUCAUGUUACUCGUUUAAGUGCUCAGUUCUCUACUCAUCGAGGUCGUCCGAAGGGCCGCGACAUUCUAAAUGGUGACUCAUUUCAAAAAGCGCACUACCUACCUUGACUAGGCCCAUAAUUUAAGUGCGUUUCGCGUGACUACAUCUUAUGCAUCCUAAUCCUAGCUGAAAACCUAUGUUUGUAGCUCGCACGGCGCUGGCCGGCAACUUUAUAGUUAAACUAUUAUGGAUUAUGUUUUAUGUUGUACAUGAAAAUGGAGACGAAGCAAGCAGCAAGAACUAGAAAUAAAACGAAUUGCUAUACGUAA